This is a messenger RNA of Cololabis saira (Pacific saury), 2383 nucleotides long. It is a transcript of the gene rnf13, whose product is annotated as ring finger protein 13. NCBI's taxonomy places the organism in Eukaryota, Metazoa, Chordata, Actinopteri, Beloniformes, Belonidae. The record is from RefSeq and is a predicted model, not a curated record. Gene Ontology annotation, biological process: ubiquitin-dependent protein catabolic process; protein ubiquitination; positive regulation of DNA-templated transcription. Gene Ontology annotation, molecular function: zinc ion binding; ubiquitin protein ligase activity. The transcript is spliced from 10 exons. Gene Ontology annotation, cellular component: cytoplasm; nucleoplasm. Bases 318 to 1460 code for a protein of 380 amino acids.
AAGCUAGCGUGAGGGAUUAAAGUGUAGCGUUCACGAUCGUGCUCUGAAACACCGUCCAAACGCAGCGAGGCUUAUUCAAACAGCUUUCUCUUGUGCAUGUUUAUUUAGACGACACGUAGUAAAGAAGAGCGAUGUCGCUGUCAGCAACGGAGUCCCCGGAAAAGACAAAGUUAGAGGCAGAAAUAAAGGUGUGACGACAGGGGCUGCUGUGUACAGGUUCAGCUACAAGACUGGCUGUUUCUUUGCAUGAAUGUGUGUGGUUUUGUAUCUUAAUGAGUGAGUGCCAUAACACCUGGCAAUUGUAACGUGAUGCCAAGAUGCUGCUGUCCCUGGGAAUGCUGAUGUUGUCAGCCACACAGAUUUACACCAUCUUCACUGUCCAGCUCUUUGCCUUCCUCAACCUGCUGCCCGUGGAGGCCGACAUCGCUGCUUACUCAUUUGACAACAAAACUGAAAACUUCGAUGAUCUUCCUGCUCGGUUUGGCUUCCGGCUUCCCAGCGAUGGAUUGAAGGGCUUUCUGAUCGGCGCACGACCAGAAAAUGCAUGCGAGCCCAUCGAGCCUCCUCCCAGGGACAACUUGACGGGUGCUUUCAUCGUCCUCAUCAAGAGAUUUGACUGCAACUUCGACAUCAAGGUCCUCAACGCUCAGAAAGCCGGGUACAAGGCAGCCAUUGUCCACAAUGUGGACUCCGAAGACUUGAUUGGCAUGGGAUCCAAUGAUUUGGAUGUUGUGAAGCAGAUCGUUAUCCCGUCUGUGUUUGUGGGUGAGGAAACGGCCAUCUCUCUGAAAGAGGACUACAUGUACGACAAAGGGGGGCACGUGGUUCUCAUCCCAGACUUCAGCCUGCCGCUGGAAUACUACCUGAUCCCUUUCCUCAUCAUUGUGGGAAUCUGCCUCAUCCUCAUUGUGGUUUUCAUGAUAACCAAAUUUGUCCAGGACCGACACAGGGCUCGGAGGAGCCGCCUGCGGAAAGAUCAACUCAAGAAACUUCCCAUCCACAAGUACAAGAAAGGGGAUAACUAUGAUGUCUGUGCCAUAUGCCUGGAUGAGUAUGAGGAAGGAGACAAACUCAGAGUCCUGCCAUGCUCUCACGCUUACCACAGCAAGUGCGUGGACCCCUGGCUGACCAAAACCAAGAAGACGUGUCCGGUGUGCAAGCAGAAGGUGGUCCCCUCGCAGAGCGACUCCGACUCGGACUCGGAGGAGGGGGACAGCAGCCCCGAGGAGAACGAGGAGGUGUCUGAGAGCACGCCGCUGCUGCGCUCCCUGGCCUCCACCAGCGCUCACUCCUUCGGCACCAUGUCCGGAGCGUCGCGCUCGGAGCAGGACCAGGACUCCUCCGACUACGAAGAGGACGAGCUGGACAGCAGCGACAGUGAGGAGGAGGUUACCGUGGAGACUGUUGUGGUGCAGAUGCAGCAGCCGUGCUCUGAAGAGCACGACCUGCCCCGAGCCUGAAAGGUCUCCCUGAAACCCCCCACACCCACCCUGACUUCACCACUGCAGACUUUUGUUCGGGGCGGGCGUGGACAAAAUCAGAACGGAUUCAUCAUUGCUUACGAUUCAUUGUAACCAAUCUUGGAGUUCAGAUACACAUUUAAGUUUUUACAUGAUUGUGGUUAAAUUUGCUGAGUUCCAGGUGUGUUGACGGGUCGGUCUGGUUCUCGGAGCAGCUGCUUGGCAGAUUUGACAGGACUGAUGACAUUUUUAAUACGGUAUACUACAUUACUGUACUCUUGUCAUAAAAAGAUAACUCAGAAAGGUCCAAAGGUUCCAGACACAACAACGCUCAACUCAAAGUCCAGGACGAGUACUUUGUGUGUAUAUAUUAAGUACAAAUCACAAUAAGUGACAUCUUAAUCGACUUUCUUCAUGCUAAAUUGACAACGCAAACCACUAUGCAGAACCCCAUUUGUAAAAAUGGAAGUUGUCAUCAAAUUUAACAUUUAAAGCCACCGCAAGUUUCUUUUGCCAAUUUCUUUCUAGCCUGGUGUUUUGGUGUCAGUUUAUCUGUUACAAUGAUUGAAUCAGAUUCACGUGUAAGAGAAACUGAAGACAAACCAGUUAACACAGGGGGGGGUAUAAAAACAAACACUCCAUGAGGCAUCACAUGAAUGUGAGUUACACUAGUUUCACACUGCCUUUGGUAAACUUGUUGGAUUUCGUUUCACGGUUACGGAGCUGUAGGCCUCGUAAUGCCUAUUGCAGUUGUCCAGAUUUGAUACCAUUCAUGAGAAAUGUGCAGAAUGUUCUUGUCCUCCAUAAAAUGGCUCGAUUUCUGUUGUCACGUUGCCUUUUCAUUUCAUGUAUUGUCGUUUCUCCUGCCCAUGCAUGUCUGUUUAUAGUUCAAACUUGCUUCAAUAAAAUGACACUUGACAAGA